Messenger RNA from Elaeis guineensis (African oil palm), 2816 nucleotides. Its product is annotated as pentatricopeptide repeat-containing protein At4g32450, mitochondrial. Gene Ontology annotation, molecular function: zinc ion binding; RNA binding; protein binding. Gene Ontology annotation, biological process: RNA modification. Lineage: Eukaryota; Viridiplantae; Streptophyta; Magnoliopsida; Arecales; Arecaceae. The record is from RefSeq and is a predicted model, not a curated record.
ACUUCAGGUUUCCGGCCGACACCCAAAACUAGGGUUUUGGAAACAGAGGAGGAGAGAGAGGGAGCCUCAUCGAUGCCGAAGAAAGGAGCCUCCGUCAUCGCCAUUAGAUCGCUGUCGGCGCUCUCCAAGGUCAGCUACUCUUCUCCUCCCCCUACGCCCUCGCCUCUCCUCUCCCGCCCCACCUCACGCCCUCUUAGUUCUUCGCAGAAGGACCUCGAGGAUGCCAUCAAGGCGUCCCCUUUGGUCCUUCGCUUCCGGAGGCUAAGCACCGCCGUGCAGAGGACCGACUUCGCCGCCGACCCUCCCGGCGGCGGCGGGCGGGAGGUCGCCGGAGAUUCGCAUCCCGGCCUCAGUGUCUCUUGCACGCAGAGCCCACAUGGGUUCUAUAACGAACACCCGUAUCAGCAGAGAACCGAUGGUGUUCAUGGAGGAAACCCAAUUCCGAGCCCCGAUGGGUACCAACGGUGGAGUCUUGGUGAAGGUUAUGGGGAAAAACUCAAUGGGUUUUAUAGGGGGGAGCCUCUGAGACAGGACCCAGGGAGCUUCCAUAAUGAGAAUAAUGGUAGAGUCGUUGGGGGUUGCUAUCAAAAACCCGACGGGCAUUAUGGAGGGAAUAUUGGAGAGGUGAACCAGAGGAAUCCUGAUGGAUUUUAUAGACAAGAAUACUAUCAGAACCUUAAUGGGCAUCAGGGAGUAGGUACUGCAGAAACUUUUCCGCAGAACCCAAAUGCUGUCAAUGGUAACAAACCAGUAGGAAAGGGAGAGUCAUAUAUGAAUCCUGGUGGGAUCUAUGGAGAAAGCCAAAGAGGGUUUCAGCAAGACCCUAACAGGCAUUAUGGCUAUUGUCCAGGCCAAAAUUAUCAAAAUCCCAAUUUGUACUACAGAGAGAGCCCAAGAGGUGAUAUCCCAAAUAAUAUACAAGGGGUUUAUGGUGAAAGAGCUGGAGAUAUCCAUCACAGACCCAAUGGGAGUUAUUUAGAAAGACCUGUGGAUCCUCAGCAGAUCCCAAUGGGGUAUCAAUCAAUGAGUGCUGUUAAUCCUCAGCAGAACUCUGCUUCUUUUCACAGUGAAACUGGCUAUUCUCAUCCAAUGAGCAGUACCCAAGCUAGGGAUGGAUUGCCUGCUAGCGAGUCUUCCGCAACUGGUGAGAGUGGUGGUUAUAAGGGUACCGUUGAUGAGUUUGAUGAAUUCUGCAAAGAAGGGAAGGUGAAAGAAGCUAUAGAAGUUUUGUCUUUACUUGGGAAAACUGGUGUGGUUGUGGACCUCCAUAGAUAUUUACAGUUGAUUCAAGCAUGUGGGGAGGCAAGGUCUCUAGAAGAAGCAAGAAUUGUCCAUGACCAUAUAGCACGAACAGUGGUUCAUGUUGAAGUUGGGGUUCAUAACAAGAUUUUGGAUAUGUAUACCAAGUGUGGUUCAAUGGUUGAUGCUUACCAAUUGUUUGAGAACAUGCCUCAGCGGAACUUGACAUCUUGGGAUACUAUGAUUAUGGGUCUUUCUAACAAUGGUCUUGGAGAGGAUGCAAUCGAUCUUUUCGGGGAGUUUAAGCAGAAGGGAUUGAGGCCAGAUGGACAAAUGUUUGUCACUAUUUUUGCUGCUUGUGGCAUUCUUGGAGCAGUCAAUGAGGGAAUGUUGCAUUUUGAAUCGAUGCAGAAGGAUUUUGGAAUUUCUCCUGGCAUGGAACAUUAUGUGAGUAUUGUCAGUAUGCUUGGAAGUGCUGGUUACUUGGAAGAAGCUCUUGAGUUUAUUGAACAAAUGCCUGUUGAGCCAAGUGUAGAUGUUUGGGAAACUUUGAUGAAUCUUUGUAGGGUUAAUGGAAAUGUGGAACUUGGGAAUCGAUGUUUCGAAGUUAUUGAGCAGUUGGAUUCUAGUAGGCUAAAUGAACAGACUAAGAUUGGUCUUUUGCCUGUGAAAGCUUCAGACCUGGCUAAGGAGAAAGAAAGAAAGAAGGCUAAUCUUCUUGAGGUUAGAAGUCGGGUGCAUGAGUAUCGGGCAGGGGAUAGGUCCCAUCCUGAGCAUGAGAAGAUUUAUGCACAGAUAAAGGGUUUGGCACCACAAAUGAAAGAGGCUGGCUAUGUUCCAGAGACACGGUUCGUGCUGCAUGACAUUGACCAAGAAUCUAAGGAGGAGGCUUUGCUUUAUCACAGUGAGAGGCUGGCUGUUGCUUAUGGCCUUAUGACUAGCCCUGCACGUUCACCAAUUCGAAUUAUAAAAAAUCUUCGUGUUUGUGGAGAUUGUCAUAAUGCUAUGAAGAUCAUAUCAAAACUUGUUGGCCGUCAACUUAUUGCACGGGAUGCUAAGAGGUUUCACCAUUUCGAGAAUGGGGCCUGUUCUUGCAAGGAUUAUUGGUGAAAUGGAACAUGACAUGGAGGGCCAACGCACACCUUUUUUUUAUCAAUGGAUUAAAACAAUACAACAGGAGCUACAGUACAGAAAGGAUAAGGCCACAAGGACCUAACAGUCUGCUACAUAGCAUCUUCACACUGUUAUGGCUACUAGCAUUGCGGAGAGGCUUCCAAAGAGAGAUCAGGAUGCAUGAUGCUGGGGAAGGCAGACUUCUGUAAGCUCUGUUGUUGCAUGAAAUUUCUUUUGUUAUGCUCGACCAAAUACACCAACAAAUAGCUAGGACCAGUUUAUCCCAGCCAGCCCGUAAAUCCUUCUAAAAUAUUCUGCCUUCUCCUGUCCCUCUAUAGAUGAAGGACAUUAGAAAAACUUCUAUUGAUUCGUAGCUGCUUCAACUUUAUCUUUCACCAUAUCUGUGUGUCAUUUACAUAUAAAAAACUUCGAUGCCCAUAAUAUACUCUCUUCCUAUAACUUUU